Molecule: messenger RNA, 876 nt
Organism: Carassius carassius (crucian carp)
Lineage: Eukaryota; Metazoa; Chordata; Actinopteri; Cypriniformes; Cyprinidae
Product: RNA-binding Raly-like protein
Exons: 7
Coding region: 43-624 (193 amino acids)
Source: RefSeq, a predicted model, not a curated record
AUCAGCAGCAGAUGAGCAGGAUGUUCAGAAUGUAAGACUGUAAUGAUCUCGUUGAGAAGUCAGCAUCACAGUUUUCAGUCGCACUCGUGCUGUCUUUCUUAUUUAGACGAAAGCAUGACAGGAGUUUUGCGACCCUCCAAACAGAGAUCCGGUAUGAAGCGACCUCGAAAUGAGCCUUACAGGGUUUUCGACUAUCAACAUGUUCAGACCAUCCCAUGUGACUUUGCAUCUUUUCGACGGAUGUGUUCAUCGCCCUCUUCAUCUUCCGAAGCCCUGCAGCAAAGCAGAGAAAAACCCCAGAGCAGACACAAGUCCAGGAGCAGAGGGAUCCAGCUGAAAAUGGAGGAGCUGGUGUGCAUUAAGAAAGAACUGACAGUGAUUAAAUCACAGAUAGACGAGCUGCUGGACAGUCUGGAGCGGAUGGACCCUCAAAGCCAAGAGCUGUCCGGAGAUGGAGUGACAUUCUCUCCGCUCCAUGGCUCUGUGAGCAGUGUGGAUGAUUCGUCUGGUAGCCCUCCUCCCCUGAAGACAGAAAGAGACACACAGAGCCCACAGACUGCAGACUGCAGUGAUGAAGACAGACAGCAUGUUAAUUACUAUGAAUCAGAUUUGCUCUACAUGUAAAGACAGGUUUCAGAUUACAAAUUCAGAUACUAUGCUUUGGGUAAAAGUCAAAGGAUCUCUAAUGAUGACGUAAAAAAAACUAUCAGGAAAUGUGUUUGGAUCAGUUCCAAAUAUCCAGAUCUGCUGAAAUCAUCAUCGUGUAAAGUGAACAUGAAUCCAGUUUCAAUCCAGUUGUGGAGCAAACCUGAAAAAAACCAAACUAUUUGUCGUCAAAAGCUGCUGCUGAUUUUAGGAAUUAUAUGAUCACAAGUU